AUGCGCAUCAUCGGUGUUGCGGUGGUGAUUGCGCUCGGUGUGCUCGACGUCGUCGUCGACGCCGGCCAAUUGUUGCCGAAUCAUGUGUCGCUGAACGAGAAGCGCAAACAUAUUGAAGCCGACACCACAUGGCUUGACAAGCGGCAGAAGGAGGUCCAACGGGUUUCACUGGACGCUUCCAACAAGGAGAAGGUCGUGUUGGAUCUUCUGAAUCAGAAGAAGAAGUUCGUCGCGUCGGCGAGCGGAAACGUCGCCGCCGCUGAGACAUUCGACGGCAAACGGGCGCAAGUGCAGAAAAUUGGCGAAAAGGGCGGAAUUGCCACCGUCGAUGGGCACAAGGCUCAGCUCAGAACGAAGGAGGACGGCGAAGGGGAGCACGCGUUGCUCAAAGCCGAUGGCAAGUAUGAGCUCGACACGGUUGCCAAGGGCGAUUUGAAGGGCCAUCCGUCGCAGACCGAGUUCGAGGCGCGCAAUGAUCGAUUCGACUUCAAACUCAAUCCGCACGAUCACGACAAUCACACCGGCGACGGAACGCUGUCGUUCGACGACAAGGAGAAGGGCAAGAAUGGAAAGUACGCGUACACGAUCGCGCAGAACGGCAAAAAGGCCGACGCGACGAUAUCGGCCGACAAUCUCGCCGGUUCGGAUCUCGAGCAGAGUUUGUUCGGCCGACGCGGCAACAAGUACCAUUGCAGCGCCGAGACGCCGGGCGUCUCGCAGUGCUACGACGCGCAGGGCAAAUCGGUCGGCAAGGUGGUCGCCGACAAGAACGGCAACACCGUCGUCUACAAUGACAAGGAUGUGCCGAUCGGCACCGGUCAAGUCAAACAGACGGGCCCGCGAAGCUACGAAGCGGUGAUCUCGAAGAACUUGUUCAUCGCCAAACUCAAGGACGUCCGAUCGUACUCGUGCUGCAAAGAGCUGACCGGACAGGAAUGCGUACAGCCCAUUAAGUUGGCGAAUCCGACGUUCUCAUCGCCGCAUCAACGCGACGGCGAUGGGACCGUCCAUCUGACGUGGCCCGAUUGUUUCGACAUGGGCAUCGAUGUCACCCUACCGCCGGGUGUUCACAUCAACAAGCUCGCCAUGAAGCUCGAUGUCUCGAUUCAGCCGAUCGGCAAGCUUCGGUGUAUGGACGUGGCGACGUGCGGUCGUGAGUGCUUCUAUUGCGAUUGGUGUAAAGAGUCGAGGAAGCUCAAACUGCUCGAGAACACCGACGGCAAUUUGUGUCGAGCGACCGGCGAGCGAACGUAUCGUCUGACGACGAAACUGUGUCCGCCGCCCGAGGACCCCAACUUCACCAUGUGCACGGCGUUCUCGAAGUCGGUCUGGCAAAAGGAUUAUUGGCAGAAGCAGGGCGCCGUCGACGUGUGGAUGAAGUUCUAUGAGCGCGGCCAGACGCGUUCCGAGCUCGAGAAGGAGUUCUUCGCGCAAAUCGACAAUCCGCUUCUCGGCAAGGCGUUCAAAUUCGCGAUCAUCGGCGAAUGGCUUGCGGCCAACUCGCUCGAUCAAGGCUCGUACACGCCGACGAAUUCGGAGCUAUUGGAGUACUGGGUGUCGAAGAGGGACCCCGAUCGUCUUUUGGCGUGCCAGCACGCCGUCGUCGAUUACGACAUUGAAGGGGCAAAGGUGAAGACCAAUUUGCUGUUCGAGGCCGCCACGACGGCCAACUCGAUUCCGAACAUUUUGAAGGACAAGAAGUGCGCGGCGUUCGAGAAGUUGCAAGAGAACCGAUUCCAGAAGGAGGCGGCCGAUUACAAAAAACAAUCGGGCGGAGCUAAUUUCCUUUCGGGCCUCGGCGGUUUCUUGAAUACGGUUCGCGGUUAA
Molecule: messenger RNA, 1827 nt
Organism: Caenorhabditis bovis
Lineage: Eukaryota; Metazoa; Nematoda; Chromadorea; Rhabditida; Rhabditidae
Source: the annotation of a GenBank genome assembly